AUGGGUAUCAGAGCAAUAGCUUCAGUGGCCUCUGCUGUAGUGAGUAGGAAAAAAACACACCAGGUGAAGAUCUAUAAUAUGAUCGAGACAGCCUUGGAGGACCAAAGGUCCAAGAUGACUGAUACAGCUGAUGUCCCCUUAUGGAAACAAAAAGAAGACACAUACCGGCCCCAAUUUAGCAACAAACGAACAUGGAGUCUCAUUCGACAGGUGCAUCCGACAGUGCAAUGGCAUUUCGGGAUAUGGUUUCAGUAUGCAACCCCAAAAAAAUCUGCUUUCUACACCUGGUUAGCUAUUCAUAAAAGACUAAUUCCGGGAGAUCGUAUGGCUAUUUGGAACAGCGGGAGACUGAAACUCAAGAACACAUUUUCUUCGAUCGAUUGUGCUGCGGAAGUGUGGUCACUCUUAACACGAGGGCUUCUAGGUUCUCGAUUUUACUACGGCUUGGGGAGAUCAUACUCACCUCAUAAUGGAAACAACUCAGGAUCAAAAAUCCAGGUUGCACUUUUCAUAUCACUCUUCACUCCAUAUGGCAGGAGAGAAAUGAUAUACAUCAUGGAGCAACGCCUAUGGUCGCAGGCUCUGUGGUUCUUAACGGUAUCUGCUACGGGCCACCGAAAUUAUGAAGCUCUGCUGCAGCGCUGGUUCGCUUCAAGGGUUUAG
This is a messenger RNA of Brassica oleracea var. oleracea, 663 nucleotides long. RefSeq lists its product as uncharacterized. The record is from RefSeq and is a predicted model, not a curated record. The transcript has a single exon. Lineage: Eukaryota; Viridiplantae; Streptophyta; Magnoliopsida; Brassicales; Brassicaceae. Bases 1 to 663 code for a protein of 220 amino acids.